This is a messenger RNA of Drosophila grimshawi, 1654 nucleotides long. RefSeq lists its product as uncharacterized. Gene Ontology annotation, biological process: protein processing; regulation of fatty acid beta-oxidation. Lineage: Eukaryota; Metazoa; Arthropoda; Insecta; Diptera; Drosophilidae. The transcript has 5 exons. The coding region runs from base 137 to 1654 and encodes 505 amino acids. Gene Ontology annotation, molecular function: serine-type endopeptidase activity. Gene Ontology annotation, cellular component: peroxisome. The record is from RefSeq and is a predicted model, not a curated record.
GCAGGUAACCUUUAUUGUGUGUGUGUGUGUUUUUUUUUUUUGUUUAUUUGUAUUUCAAAACAAAGAAAUAUAUUAGUGCUCAGUGUUUAAUUGCUUUCUGUCCUGUGAUGGCAACUGUUUACUUUAUCGCUUGACAAUGCUGCUGAAAAUACGCCAUGCACUGCUUGAAGUGACCAAUCAAUCAGCAAAGCAGUCAAUAAAGCAAUCGGCGAUUAUAAUCAACAAUGAGAUCAUAAUUAGCUCCAGCAACAUAUUGCAGCCCCAUAUUCGUUUAGCUGGAGAUGGAGACAAAAUUAUUCAGAGCUUGCAGCAGUGUAAGCUUGUCGAUGCUCAGGAUGAGAACUGUGCCCAGGGUAAACUGCUGCGCACUUUACAUUAUUUGGUGACCUUUGAUCGACAACGCCGGCGACUAACUGAUCGCAGUGCCCAACAGAAUUCCACCUCCCACAUACUGACUCGCUAUACGGCACAGCCUUUGUACGUCUUUUGUGCUGCUGAGGUGUCCAGGAAUCUGCACAAGAUUUUGAUGAACGCCGACUCUGAUGAGCAAAAUGUGCUGCGUUCCAGUUUUCUAGUAUUAACCAUGCGGGAACUAAAGGAGCGUGAAUCCUUCAAGCGUUUCCUUCAGCAUAUUGCCAGCUAUUUGCGUUACUUACAACCAAUUCACACACUUGACGAUGUGCUUGUUAUGUGCUCGCCCUUCGGCUUGGAGAACUUCUACAAGACCAUUAGCAUUGGCAAAGUAUCCAAUGUGAUGGGCGCUUCGCUGUUUGGCCUAUCGAAUGCGCUGCCAUUGGGUUGCGAGGGGGCAGCCGUCUUCAACAAUAAUCUGCGCCUCAUUGGCAUUAUUAUAUGCACAUCAUUCCAGCGAGACCAGGAGAAUGUUAAUCUGACCUUGGCUGCCAAUUUUGGUUAUCUGCUGCGCGAUUUUAUAGCACAGUUGGGCACGCCGAUUAGCAUGCUGAACCUACCGCGAGAGCCAUCAAAUUUUGCCUGGGAGCGCACAAUUGUUGUCAUUGGAUCAGCUGGUCAGCAAGGCACCGGAACUUUCAUCAAAGUGUACAAUAAACGUUUCAUUCUAACAUGUGCCCAUGUAGUUGGUCAACCCAAUUCACAAGUACAUUGUCGUGCUAUCGAUCAAGAAUUCAAAUCAGAUGUAAUUUGGUGCAAUCCGGAUGAGAGUCGUCCCUACGAUUUGGCCCUGCUCACCGCUCCUGAAAAUAUACCAGAGCAUCAUUGUGUACGGAUGUCACGCAAUCGGGCUACCUUGGGCCAGACUGUGUACAAUGCUGGCUUUCCAUACUAUGUGAACUUUAACUUUAAGUACGACUUCAAUCCUUCCAUAUUCCAAGGACGCAUCAUAAAAUGUGAUCAGGGCGCCAUAAUGUCCGACGGCAGCGUACAGGCCGGUCAAAGCGGAGGACCAAUGUUUGACCAAAACGGCAGCAUUCUCGGUGUUUGCGUCUCCAACAUUAAACACGAGGAUAUUGUGUACCCUAACAUAAAUACCGCCAUUCCCACAUUCGAUAUACGGCAAACGUUACAGGAAUUUGCAAAAACAAGUGAUAUUAAGGUGCUGAACAACCUUGUCGCAAAUCAAGAUGUGUGCCGCGUCUGGUCGUUGGAGAUGCCUCUAAUACAAAGCAAACUUUAA